Molecule: messenger RNA, 1436 nt
Organism: Halichondria panicea
Lineage: Eukaryota; Metazoa; Porifera; Demospongiae; Suberitida; Halichondriidae
Product: poly [ADP-ribose] polymerase tankyrase-1-like
Exons: 8
Coding region: 100-966 (288 amino acids)
Molecular function (GO): protein binding
Source: RefSeq, a predicted model, not a curated record
UUUUGUUCAAGAAAGGGGGCGGAAUUGACACCUCAGAGCAAUCGAUCCAUGUUUCAUAGCCAGCAAAGGACUGUUGUAUGUUUGAACAAUUAAAUUUCAAUGGAUGAACAAUUGCAAUUACAAGAAGACUCAAAUGCUCAAGCCAAGGACUUAUGGACGGCUGUAAGCAAUAAUGAUGUCAUCCAAGUGAAAUCCCUGUUGAAACAGGGGGCAGACCCCAACCACCAGUUCUACUGGAGUGAGGAGUGGGCGGAUAAGGGGCCUCCAUUACAUACAGCUUGUUAUAUUGGCUACCUUGAGAUUGUGAAAACACUUGUUACCCAUGGAGCUCAUACUGAUAAAGAUGUGAGGGAUAAUAAGGGACAGUCACCACUGGACAAAGCUCUGGAUAAUCUGUAUAAUAAAGCCUGUAUGGAUGUUGCCCUCUACCUUAUGAGCCGUGGCUGUGCAUGUGAUGAUAAAGACAAAGCCAAUUUACUGUGUGCAGCAUGUCAGUGGAGCAAACUGGAUGUGGUGAAGGAACUAGUUGAGCAGCACAAUGUUGACCCCAAGAAUGCGAGGGGUAAGUACAACCAAACACCACUGCACAAUGCUUGUGAGGGAGGAAGUCUACAAGUUAUGGAUUUAUUAAAGAAAGUAUGCAAGGUGGAUAAUUAUGACGUGGUUAACCAAGCACCAUUCAUGAACAAUCCUAAUGAAGGAGAAAGCCUACUAGUUGUGAAGUACUUAGUGGAGAAAUGCAAAUGUGAUGUUGAUGUGACUGAUGAUGAUGACAAGACUCCUCUUGACAGGGCAUUACAGUGGAAGUACACUAACGUUAUUGGCUAUCUCCAGUCUUUCCCUAAAAUCUCCACUCCUGAACCAGCAACACUAUAUUCAAAAAAGAAGACAACUAGGAAAAGAGAGCUCGUCCACACCAAGGCUCCUGUCCACACUCAAAUCUUGCGCAGCCUGGACAAAAUAUGAGCAGCCAGCCCCUCCCUCCAAGCGACCGGUACAGAGCCACUCCCCCUCUCUAUUCAAUUAGUCAGCCCCUCCCUCCUACUGUGCAGCAACCAGCCAGAAGAAACAAUACAGCUAGCUCUAGACAGGCUGACCAGCUCUCUUCAGCUAUACCAGGCUAGUAGGCAAGCAAAGGCCUAGUGCAGUGCGUGCAGUCAGUCAGUACUAUAGUGCUAGUGAACACUGAAAAAGCUCAGCCUGAGCCCAAGCCCUCUACCAUGCAGAGUGUCUCUAAAGCAGCUCUUCACACAGCAGAAUUUUUAAUGAACUAGUCCACAGACUAUAUACACCCUCUGUCUCUAUGUUUUCAUUUAUGACAUUUUAUUUCUCAUGCAAGACAUUGCAUUCAUCUUCAUUCAUCGAAAACACCAUUAUAUUUUUUGCAUGAUUAUGCUUGAGGUGCCAAUUAAAUGAGCAAUAUUUUCCCUUGUAGC